Messenger RNA from Mytilinidion resinicola, 1375 nucleotides. RefSeq lists its product as uncharacterized. Bases 1 to 933 code for a protein of 310 amino acids. The transcript has 3 exons. The record is from RefSeq and is a predicted model, not a curated record. NCBI's taxonomy places the organism in Eukaryota, Fungi, Ascomycota, Dothideomycetes, Mytilinidiales, Mytilinidiaceae.
AUGCCAGGUAAACGACCGGCAACAUCGCCGGCGCCCGGAGAGACAGGUGCGAAGAGGCAUUCUAGAGCGGACAGUAUCGGCAUUCUCAAAGGACAGAUUAAAGCUUUGAUGGCUGAACUCGCUACGGCGUUGAGGGAGAAAGACUCGAACGCAGAGUCAGAUGAUCCAGUCCGUCCAUGCCCCUUCAAAGACCUUCCUAGAGUACUACGCAACGAAGUCUAUCGCCACAUCAUCCACGGACCACAAAGCACUUUGUAUGUAAAGCGGCCAAUCGAUUCUCAAACGCCAAAGCCCGGAGCAAUCGGAGGUCACCCCCACCAUCAAGCUAUCCUUUUAGUUGACCGCCAGCUAAACAGAGAGGUAUCGGACUUUAUGACGAAGCAGGGCCAGCUAACCUUCCAGUUCGGAUGUCGGAAGAACGAAGCCAGAUGCACGAACUGCCAGAACUGCCAGACCAACCACGUGCUCGAUCAACACUGGUGGGUAAAGUAUACCGAUGCCAAAGACGUGCAAACAAUGAUACGAAAGCUUUGCAACCGUUACCACCACGUUUACAUCGAGCUCGUCGUAGACCGAGGCUUGCCACCGCAGGAAACAAAGCGUCUGCACUCUCUACCACGAUGGUUUCUGGGACAAUACGGGAAGGCGACCCGCUACUCGACCGACUUCACCACCGGUGGGCAGUGUCGGACCAUCAUUGAAAUGGGAUCGCUUUUCCGCACUCAUGACUAUCCCAUGUGCUUCUUGUUGCCAGAUUACCUGUCGCUGUUCUUAUACUCCGGCGGCCGCUCAGGACGUCCGGAGUUUCCACCUCCUCCUGUAGUUAAGUUUGCGACCUGGAUAUUUUCGAUUAUCUGCGAUGUUUCGGAGGAUGAGGCCAAUGAAGAGUCUGAAGUCUCGCGGAGAUUUGACGUCCUCAGAGCGGAAUGCUAAAAGAAUGGGAUUGACCUGAAAGUGCGAAGCGAGGAAGAAGUGGCUCUCAAUAAUCUCUGGGGGACGGCCGGCUUUUCGUCCUCCGGCGCGGGAGAGAGUGUUUGUGAUAAGGACUUGGACUAACACUGGCGAUUUCCGCUACCUUCGUGUGGGAAAGGAUAGAGUUUUGUGAGUAACUGGAAGUAGGUAGUACCCCACUGAAUGCACACCUGAGACAUGUUCUACGACGGUCCCUACCUAAAUGUUGGAGUAACUUGGAAGGACUAGUCGGACAUGGUUAGAAACGAGGCGUUCAAACCUCUCACUGACCAUAAUUCAUGAUUGUAAUGGAGAGGAGCAUGAUAUUAUGACAAUGAGAAGACUACAGGAGCGAGUAUCACUUGAAAAGAUAGAAAUGGCAUAGGAGAGCAUGUGAAGGUACUAAAUAUGAUAGCAAGGUAGC